ACUUGACCUCCUAUAAAGUGUCAAAGCGCAUCGUGAAUAUCAACGGUGAGUGGUAGAGGAAGCUUCUCCGCUCCAAACAUUGACAACAUCACACCAUCAUCGUCUUUCGUCUCAUACACAUCCAGAUAUCAUUGCAAUACAACACCUCAACCUCAACAAUCACAAUGGACCACUGCGACGUCCUGAUAGUCGGAGCUGGCCCGGUAGGGACUACUCUAGCCCUCGAACUGGCUCUGCAAGGCGUCACAUUCCGCAUCGUCGACAAAAGCCCAGACAGAUCAGAGAAAAGCAGAGCCUUGAUCGUCCACCCUCGUACUCUGGAGCUGCUAGAUCGCCAUGGAACUGUUGACAAGCUCAUCUCUAGAGGUACUAUCACCCGUGGCGGGGUGUUAAACAUCAAACAAAAACUGGUAGCCAGAAUGAAUCUGGAUGAUCUUGACAUCACGGACACGAAAUAUCCUUUGCCUCUGAUGGUCUCUCAAGCCGAAACCGAGCAGUUCCUGGAUGAGUCUCUAGCCGACUAUGGCAAGGCGGUUGAGCGGGCUUAUACUGCUACGAGCGUCGUCCAGGACGCCAACGGAGUCACCACAACUCUAGAAAAGCCAGACGGCACUCAGAUAACGGUUCGAUCCAAGUACGUCGUCGGUUGUGACGGCGCGCACAGCUUGGUCCGACAUUCAGCAAAGAACCUCACCUUUGACGGGGACGCCUACCCACAAGACUUUAUCCUCUGCGACGCCCGCCUACGCAACUCCAACGUUGCGCGGGACCGCUUCACCAUUAAUUUCGGCGACACCGGCCUACUGGCAUUCUUUCCCAUUCAAUCAUCCCACAGCGAGAGCGAGGGCGAGGAAGGUCUCAUCCGCCUCAUCGCAUCAGGCGGCCGCUCCGUCCUUAAGCACUUACCACGAUCAGGAUCAGGAUCUCCUGUGGUCCCUGCUGAACAACAACAGCAACAACAACAACAACAACAACAGCGGCAGCACGGCGAACAAACUCACGAACCCCCCACCCUCGCGCACUUCCAAUCCCUCGUGGACACCAUCGCCCCUCCCGGCUCCGGCACCGUGCACUCCCCCACCUGGCUCGCCCGCUUCCGCUUACACCACCGGGGCGUCAACUCGUACCGGUCCGACCGACUCUUCGUGGCCGGCGACGCCGCGCACAUCCACAGUCCUGCCGGCGGACAAGGGAUGAACGUGGGGAUCCAGGAUGCCAUCAAUCUGGGCUGGAAGCUGGGGACGGUGCUCAAGUACCGGGACACACUGACGGAGGAGGCAAGGGAGGCGUUGCUGGAUAGCUACCAUGCCGAGCGAUACCCUGUGGGGAGGGCGCUGCUGCAGGGGACGGAUAGGAUCUUUAGCUUCACGGCAGCGGCGACUUCGUGGGUAUUGAAGGUGAGGAAUACGGUGCUGCCGUGGGUGAUGCCGUGGUUGGUUGGGAUGAAGUGGAUUAGGAAGAGGUUUUAUGGGUUUAUUUCGGGGUUUGGGACGACGUAUUCGGGUUUGGCAAGUGCGGGGGAGAGUUGUGUGGUCGGUGGUGCCAAUGGGGUGAAUACAUCUUGGUCGUCAUGGUUAUGGUCAUCCUCAUCACCAUCACCAUCAUCGCUGCCGGAGAAGGUGAGCAGCGGUGAUCGAUUGCCGGAUGGAAAGGUAAUCGAGCUAGGGCGAUCUCAUGGCGGGAUAACGGCUUCUGACGUGUUGGCGAAGAGGAAAGAAACGAGCUUGCAUCAACUUUGUCGAGGCGCGUCUUGGCAUUUGCUGUUGUUCUCCGGAAUAGGUGGAACAGAAGGUCGCGAUGCGGUGACGGUCGAGGGAUUGACACUGGCCGGCGAGAGGGUAUUGGCGGUGGUCAAAAAGGAGGAUCGUGGUAGUAGCGCGGGGCAGGGGCAACAACGCCCGGGCGAUGGUCAGCUGCAGCCGGUGCAGACAGUGGCAGCUACAGGGAAGAGCGCCGUUACUUCCACAUAUGCGGACCCGGGUGGUCGGGUCCAUGGUGUGCUUGGAUUGGACAAUGGGAGUGCGGGAUAUGUGAUGGUGAGACCUGACGGCUAUGUUUCUCACAUUGGAUAUCUGUCGUCACUGCAGGAAUUUGUCAAGGAGUGGGAGACGAGAGUUUGUGUUUGAAGGAGUCGUUUUGUGGCUUGUUUUCAUAUUUCUUCUUCUUUGCUUUUUCUGUGUAUUAGUCCUCUUUUGCCAUUCUCGAUACUCUCAGCUCCCACUCCCCAACCCCUCCGCUCAACCUACCCCAAUUUCUAUACCGCCGGCAUUACAAAGAAGAAAAAAGAGAGGACGUCCAAGUUUAGUGUUUGCGAGUAUCCCCCUGAUUAUCUUUUUUU
Messenger RNA from Neurospora tetrasperma FGSC 2508, 2338 nucleotides. RefSeq lists its product as uncharacterized. Lineage: Eukaryota; Fungi; Ascomycota; Sordariomycetes; Sordariales; Sordariaceae. Gene Ontology annotation, molecular function: FAD binding. The transcript is spliced from 2 exons. The coding region runs from base 165 to 2126 and encodes 653 amino acids. The record is from RefSeq and is a predicted model, not a curated record.